Drosophila erecta is the source of this 997-nucleotide messenger RNA. RefSeq names its product venom allergen 5. The transcript is spliced from 3 exons. The record is from RefSeq and is a predicted model, not a curated record. Bases 149 to 910 code for a protein of 253 amino acids. Lineage: Eukaryota; Metazoa; Arthropoda; Insecta; Diptera; Drosophilidae.
UUAUUUAUUUUAUAAAAAAGCACUUGUUUACUUCGUCGCAAAACAGCCAGGCUGCGGCCUAAAUAGAUGAGUCGCUCCAUUCAUGCAACGUUACGUCUGUUUGCAAAAUGUGUAAACAAUUUAGUAGUUUUCCGUGCAUGAAGCCAAAAUGUCACGAUCUCUACGGUGGAUUAUCCUUUUAUCUAUCGUCCUUACGACUGCUUUUACAUCCGCUCAGGACUAUUGCGAUCCAGCACUGUGUCCAAGUGGCAGACACGUGGCCUGCCAAUCCAGCGGACGCUUUGUGAGCGGCUGCAGCGGCGAGUUUGUCCAGAUAGAUGCCCACAUCCAGCUGAUUCUCCAGCUGCACAAUGAGCGCCGCAACAUGGUCGCUGGCGGAGGACUUAGUGGCUUCCCCAGCGCCGUCCAGAUGGCCACAAUGGCCUGGGACGCCACACUGGCCCAAUUGGCCGCCUACAAUGCGCUGCAGUGCCGCAUGGCGCACGAUGAAUGCCGGAACACGAACACGUAUCGCUAUGCGGGCCAGAAUCUGAGCAUUCUCUUCACCCGGAGCGUGGAUGUGGCGGUCUUUCUGCGCCAGAGGAUCGCCGCCUGGUUCGAUGAGAAUCGGUAUGCGAGCAGUGGCGACAUGGAGAACUACCAGAUGCGCGGGGGACCAGCAAUUGGCCACUUCACCACCAUGGUCAACGAGCGUAACAACAGAGUGGGUUGUGCGAUUGCCCGAUUUACGGACGCCAACAACGUGCAGGCCACCCUGUUGGCCUGCAAUUACGCGGUCACCAAUGUGCUGAAUAACUCCGUCUAUAGGGCGGGAUCCGCCGCCUCGGAAUGUACGACAGGUCGGAACUCAGUCUAUGCGAAUCUCUGCUCCCCAAACGAGGUGUACAACUACAAUCAGUGGUCGGGUUAGUGGAGGUUAUGCUAUUUAGCGUGCAAUUUGAAAGAGUACAUGUGCUGAAUUGCUUAUAGCUGUACUCGUACUGGAUUUCCGAAUAUA